This is a messenger RNA of Chelonoidis abingdonii (Abingdon island giant tortoise), 823 nucleotides long. The record is from RefSeq and is a predicted model, not a curated record. Lineage: Eukaryota; Metazoa; Chordata; Testudines; Testudinidae.
GAUCCUGGAUUUCCGGAGAAUCCCUCCAGUGGCUGGUCGUUUGGUGAAUAUAACUAAAGAGAUUCGUGACAUCACAACUGACAAGAAACUGGCUAGAACCUUCUUCAUUUCCCCAGCCAGCAAUGUCUGCUUCUUCGGUGAGUGCUCCUACUACUGCUCCACGGAGCACGCCCUGUGUGGCAAACCGGACCAGCUCGAGGGCUCCAUGGCGGCCCUUCUGCCCAACAAGGAACUGGCCAAACGCCACUCCUGGCGCAGCCCCUGGAGACGCUCGUACCACAAGAGCAAGAAGGCGGAGUGGGAGCUGAAUCAGAAUUACUGUGCUCAGGUGAGAAAGACACCACCCUACGAUAGUGGCUCCCGCCUGCUCGACCUCAUAGACAUGACUGUGCUUGACUUCCUGAUGGGUAACAUGGACCGACACCACUAUGAGACCUUUGAGAAGUUUGGUAAUGACACCUUCCUGCUUCACCUGGACAACGGCCGAGGAUUUGGGAGACAUUCUCAUGAUGAAAUGUCCAUCCUGGCCCCUCUCCAGCAGUGCUGCAGUAUCAAGAAGUCGACAUUCUUGCGCUUGCAGCUGCUUGCCACGGAGCCGUACCGCCUCAGUGACGUCAUGCGGGAGGCGCUGGCCUCAGACCGCCUCUCGCCAGUCCUAUCAGAGCCUCACCUGGAAGCUCUGGACCGGCGGCUCCAGCGAGUACUGGACAUGGUGCGGGUGUGCAUGGCAAAGGGAGGCCAGAAGGAGGUGCUGGUGGAUGACAUGGGAAAGCUGAAACAAGGGAUAUGGCAGCACCAAGAGACAAGGAGCAAAAAAGCGUGA